Tachysurus vachellii is the source of this 940-nucleotide messenger RNA. RefSeq lists its product as uncharacterized. Gene Ontology annotation, biological process: response to bacterium. The coding region runs from base 37 to 804 and encodes 255 amino acids. The record is from RefSeq and is a predicted model, not a curated record. The transcript is spliced from 4 exons. Lineage: Eukaryota; Metazoa; Chordata; Actinopteri; Siluriformes; Bagridae.
UUCAGCAGCACGAGCCGCUCAGCACCAGAGUCUGAGAUGGAGACAUCAAGAGUCGCUCUCAUUGCUCUCGUGUGUGUUGUGUUCUCCAGUCAGAAGAGGAUCUCUGGAGCAGAAGUGGAGAUGAGAGUCAGACCAGGAGACGACGUCACUCUCUACUGUGACUGUGUUUGGAAAGCUGGAUUUUAUCCGUUGUGGUUUAGAAACUGCUCAGAAGAAGAUCAUCCUACUGUUAUCAUCUCUAUUCUCAAAGUGUUUGGUGGUGAUUUUCCACGUUAUUCAUUUGUGUUGAACAAUUCCACCAACACACACAAUCUGCUGAUUAAAAACAUCACAGAAUCAGAUCAGGGCCUGUACUACUGCGCUCUGAGUGAGAAGAAGGUUACGGACUAUAAAAAUGGUCCAAUACGCUUCGGUGACGUUUAUCACUAUGGAAACAGAUCAACUCGACUCUCUGUACUCACAGAAACCUGUGACAGUGUAUCAGAGGAGAGUGUAAGCUGUGUAAGCUGGAGUCUGGUGUUCAGUGUGUGUGUUGUGUGUGUUCUCCUCUCCUCACUCCUCUCCUCCAUCUGUGUGUACUGCGUCUGCACAAACACCACUAAAGCGAGAGUCAAAGCUGAUCUGACAGGAAGUGACAAAAGGACGACUCUGAGACGUGAAGAAGUCGGAGAUGAUGAGGUUUGUUACGCCUCACUGGACACCCAGAAGCUCGAGAGGAAGAAGAUGAAGAGGAAGAAGAGAAUUCAGCACUCUGAUUUCAGCACAUACUCAGAGGUCAGAACUGAGAGAACUGAGAGAUUCUGAGGAGGCGUUAAUGAGUUCUGAACUUCCUGUUACAUCACAGUGUUUUAUUCUGAUCAACUGUUUUUACUUCCUUUAUGACUUUAAUCCUAAUGAGAGAAAUUAAUUUGAGAUUCUUUCUGCUUGUGCUUUAUGGUUU